AUGGGUGGAUGUGGAUGUGGAUGGAAGAACGAAUCGAGUCCGACCGCAGGGAUCGAUGAUGCGGACAAGCGGACAAGUGGACAAGUGGAGGAGUGCGUGGAUCUACCGGCAGGCGGGAGUGGAGAUACGCGUGGCACUUGUGGACGGGAACUCUUUUCUCGUACUCUUCCCGUGCCGACAACGACCGUCUGGCCUGUUCCCGCGGUUCUCCUGCCAGUGCCAACUGCCAAGUACCGGUACGCCCGACUCAUCGAGUCCUCCGGGUUGACACGGCCCGUUAUGGGCGCGACUGCCCCCUCUGGCAGUACCGGUGGUACCGGUACUGCCUCAGCGCAGGGUCCGGUCGUCUCCCAUGCUCGGUGGCUGUUGCACGGUGCACAGUUCUAA
Messenger RNA from Penicillium diatomitis, 387 nucleotides. RefSeq lists its product as uncharacterized. The transcript is spliced from 2 exons. Lineage: Eukaryota; Fungi; Ascomycota; Eurotiomycetes; Eurotiales; Aspergillaceae. The record is from RefSeq and is a predicted model, not a curated record. Bases 1 to 387 code for a protein of 128 amino acids.